CAUAAAAUAAAAUAAUCAAGAAAGAAGAAAGAAGCAAAAUCGUGCAUAUCAUCAUUUUCUUGCUGCGUUGCUAACGUGUUUGCAAGUUGCGAAAGGACUAAACCGUCCAUCUACAACAACUAAUUAAAUUAUCUAUACCACCGUCAGGUCGUUUCGGCUUCGGAUCUUUAAAUCAAACCGCUUUUUUUGUACCGGACGUCGGCGGAGACGGUCGAACCGGGUGCCUUCGGCGACGGAGCUGGUGGUGGCACGAGACGGAGUUGUUUAAUGCUAGUGAUUAGUGAUCGAAUUUCGUAAUGGCUUCUUACCCCUCGCUUCGCCCCGAGAUCGGACCCGACGGUCUCCCUAGAGAAUCUUCCGUCAUCAGCUACACUGAGAGGAUCAUCGAAGAGGAACAACUUCAAUUGCAUAAAUACAUUCAAGAAAACUAUUCGAAAAUUCGCAAUGUGGAACGCGAGCUUGCGAAUCUCACGCUUGAGAUGAAACUUACAGCUGGACCCAAAAAAUCAGCACUUGAACAUUUGAGAAAGAAAAUAGAACAAUCAACUGAGAGAAUUCAUGCGGCCAAGCUAAAAGAAGAACAAGCGCGGAAGGCGUGGGAAUCAGCUGCAAAAGUAGUGAAGGAUGAAGAAACGAUAAAGCAGAAGCUAUGUGAAGAUUUGAGCAAUUUGGUUCAAGAGAGCAGUAGUUCCCAGUUUGCUCGGCUGGCGGAAUUAAAAAGACGAUUGGAAGCUUUGAAUCCAAGUCACACAACAACUAAUCUUAAUCAUGAUGGGAGCUCAGAAAGUUCUUCCCAGGAUAGUAAAACGCAAGAUGGUUCCUCUAUUCCCACCGCAAGGGAAACAAGUGGGGGGUCAGCGGGUACUAUUACCGAUCAAAGUAAUGGUCAGAAAGUUGCAAUGACAGAUAGACCUAAUCAGCAGCCUCCUAAUGAAGGUGAAGGAAGAAAUAAAAAGAAAGUCAACUUCCAAUUAAAAGGAAAGGGAAUUGGUGCUGUGUCCAAGGGUAGAUCUUCAGCUGCUGGCUGGACUGGUGCUGGCUUUGAUGUAGAUGGCAGAAUCUGAGGAUAAUAUUAGAAGAUACUACUGUGCUACAUAUAUUUUGGGUGGGAAGUCCAAACUUUCUGUAUAAGGUAUAUCCUGUUGUCCUCCAUUCGUGUUACUUGUUAACAUGGAAAUGUUGUCUUCCCUCUAUUAGUCAAUUGUAUUAUUUUCCUAACAGUUGGUUGACACAGUGAUUGACCUUCUGACUUAGGUCUGAUAGCACUAAUUUGUGAAAUCCUCUGCUACUACUUUCAGGCACCAUGUCAAUAUUGACUUGGAUUACCUUUUGAUUAUGCAAGUUGUCACAAAUAAAUUUUAGUUUCAGUGUUUUGAGCUAAUGAGUAUUCUGUAAUCUGCCUUUUCUUUUGA
Cicer arietinum (chickpea) is the source of this 1412-nucleotide messenger RNA. RefSeq lists its product as uncharacterized. Lineage: Eukaryota; Viridiplantae; Streptophyta; Magnoliopsida; Fabales; Fabaceae. The record is from RefSeq and is a predicted model, not a curated record.